CGUCGUGUGACUUGAGCGCUUGAACAAAUAUUACAAACACUUGGAUUUGCGCAGUUUUAUUUAACAAAUUCUUAUAAUAAAGUUCUUAAAACAGUGAAGACUCUUCACAAUUUGCCAUUUAUAAUUUCAAGACCUCGUAAUGUGAUUGGUUUGUGUGCAAAUUUUAAAGGAAAAAAAUGUUUGAACUCGAAGAGCCCGACAAAGGGUAUGCUUGGGUUGUCGCUUUGGCUGCCUGUGUCAUCAAUAUGAUAUUGUCUGGAAUAGCUCGUAUGAUUGGAUAUUUGUAUGUAGCCGUCAUUAAAGCGUACGGUUGCACAAGAGAGGAAGCAACGCUGCCAUUCACCCUCAGAAAUUCAGUACGUAGUCUCUCAGGUCCCUUGGUGGGAAUUAUAGGAACUCGGUUCGGCAUUCGGACGGUGACUUUCUUUGGUGGUUUGAUGGCUGCGGCAGGAGCCGCCCUCUGCAGCGUAGCCCCAAAUAUCAGCUGGCUAGCUGUCUGCUGGGGCGGAAUACACGGUAUGGGUUUCGCCUUCGCCAACACUUUGUUUCAAGUCGUGGUCAAUCAAUAUUUCCAGAAGUACAGGGCCACGGCUUCUGGAAUAGCCCUGUCUGGAGCGUGUGUGGGCAGCUUGGUCUUUCCAAUCAUGAUCGAAGCUAUCCUGGACAAGUACGCACUUUCGGGAGGAUUCCUUAUAUUAGGGGGCAUCGUCAUGCAUGUCCUGCCCCCCGCUCUGCUGCUCAGUGUACCCCAGUGGGUCAAAUAUCCAGAAGCGUACGCACGACUGUGGGCCUUAAAGAAUGCUGCGAGUGCCUCUUCUGAUACGGUUGUUUCUGUGGACGAUUCAGCUGCAAAGCUAGAGGAGGAUGAACCCGAGGAAAAGGCGGAGAGGGAGCUGGCCAGAACCACUUCCCUCAGCAACUGCCCCAUUGAAAGCAUCGAUGUGUGCAAAGUCUCUUGCAAGAAUUUCAACAAGCAAAGGCAAAGUGGAGUGUUCGGGCCUGUCGUGGGGCUGGUCAGGAACAGGGCAGACACUGACGAGAAUGUUGUCUGUACCGGCUAUCGAAAGAAGUGUUAUUAUCCACAGGAGACAACAAUACCACAGAAAGAAAGCAGCGAUUCUUCUAACUCCAGCUCUGGAGUUUAUUCCAUUUCCAGCCAAGUUGAUGAGAAGAGCAACAACAAAACGAACAGCGAGAAACCUGUGUUGGAAGCGGCCAAUACGAAGAUAAGAGCAAAAAAUCAGAGUACUCAGUCCAUUUCGCAAAGCAUUAAGAGCAUAGCGGCACUCUACACCAAUCCCGUGUAUGUGCUCAUCAGUUUCUGCAUGUCUACUUACAUCCUCAUUUUCAUCCCCAUCCUCACUGUCAUCGUCGAUUACAGCAUAGACAAGGGAAUUCCGGAAUCCAAUGGAAAAUAUCUGAUCAACGCCAUGGCUAUUGGGGAUCUGGCUGGGCGACUGUGCUUCGGUUGGGUGACUGACAAAAAACUAAUGACGAUUCCUGCUUUCAUGACCUUGGUCCUAGUCCUGGAAGGCAUUUUCAUCGCCCUCUUUCCAUUUGCCAUGACUCUGACCUCUUUCAUGGUCUUGCUGAUUCUUUACGGCAUGACGGCUGGUGCGAUUCUUGUCCUAUUCCCCGUCCUCGUGCUGCAGUACGUGGACUACAGUUCGCAGUCUGUGGCUAUGGCCUGUGUGGGCUUUUUAUCUGGAAUCGUUUCCUUUGCCAUUCCACCCAUGAUCGGCCAUUUCAGAGAUAAGGUCGGAUCCUACGACGGAAUGUUCUAUUUGACUGGAGGUAUAUCCGUUUUAUCGGGUGGGCUUUGGCUUUUGGAACCCAUAGUGGUGAGGUACUACUACAGCAAACAAGGGCAAGACAACGACAGCGCAUGCAUAGUGAAAAAUAACUUCAAGACGCUGGAAAACGGAACAGAAAAGAAACCAAUUACAAAGGAUCCUUUUAGUAUGCGAUCUCCCCGAGACAGAGUUAGUACACAAAGGUGGCUAAUAGGUUACAUCAUGGCCGGAAAAAGAAAGCCAGAGGGACCGGACAGUGCACGAUCAUGGGCGAUCGCGGCCGCUGCAUGUGUCAUCAACACCCUCUUGUCUGGAAUCAGCAGAGCGACCGGAUUGUUCUAUGUGGCCCUAAUAGAGACUUACGGCGUGUCCAGACUUCAAGCCAAUCUGCCCUUUACCAUGAGAAAUGCUAUUAGAAACCUACUAGGUCCACUAGUAGGAGCCAUUGGUCAGCGUUACGGACCACGAAAUGUAACAAUUGUUGGUGGAAUCUUUGCCUCGCUUAGCAUCAUUUUGUGUACUUUUGCGCCAAAUGUCAUUUGGAUCACUAUUCUCUGGAGUGGAAUGCACGGAUUAGGUGUUGCUUUGGGAAACACGCUCUUCCAAGUUAUAGUUACUCAAUACUUCGAGAAAUACCGCGCCACAGCUUGUCUGGGUUCAUUUAUCUUUCCUAUUCUUACCGAAUACAUGCUAGACACUCUGGGUCUGGCUGGCUCAUUUUUAGUGACAGGUGGUCUCGUCUUGCAUGUCUUACCCGCUGCCAUCAUGCUAAAAGAACCACCUUGGAUCCAAAGGAAUAUAGAAGUGAAAGAAAAAGUAAAAGCUAAGAAACAGCUUUCGAAUGUGUCCACGACGAAAUCGACUCAUUCCAUGUCUAUUUUACAAGAGGAUGAAACCUCUACCGACAUUCAGAAUGUUAGCGUUGUGAGAAGAAGUUCUUCCUCCAAUUCUAGUGCAUAUCAUGAAGACAAAGACAAAGAAUCAAAUUCUGCUCGUGAUGUAAACAAUAUGACAUAUGGAAUAGUCAAUCCUGGUUAUGCAGGGUCUAGUCUUGAGCUAAAUAAAAAGAAAUCAUAUCAGAAUCGAGAUGAAUUUGUAUCAAGAGAGAGACUACGAACCAUUUCCAUAGGGGAAGUAAGCCUCACUAUUAAAAUUCCUCCACCAGAGCAUCAGCAAGAAACGUCCAUCUAUAAGGGCACGAUAAAGCUUUUCCGAGACCCCAUGUUCCACAUGAUCAGCCUAUCCCUUGCAGCUUUUAACAUGCUCUUCGACCCAGCCCUAACGGUCAUCGUCGAUUAUCUUAUAGACAAGAGCGUCACAGAAGAGAUCGCUAAAUACUUCAUCAGUAUCUUUUCUGUAGGAGACCUGCUGGGAAGGCUAUGUUUCGGUUGGGUAACAGACAGAAACUACAUGUCAGUCUCCAAUUUCAUGAUGGUUAUUCAAAUAAUGCAGGGACUGUGUUUCCUUGCCAUGCCUUUCUUCAAUGGUUUUGACACACUUAUGGCAAUAAUGGUCAUCUAUGGAGUGAUGUCUGGGGCAAACUUAGUUAUGUAUCCAAUAUUAAUUGGAAAAUAUCUCAUGUCCGUGCAGUCAUUGGCCAUUGGUUUCAUAGCCUUCUUCAGUGGUUUACUAUCAUUUGCAGUUCCACCUCUGAUAGGUUAUUUACGGGAUGAUGUGGGGUCUUAUGAUGGAAUGCUCUACAUAACCGGAGGUUUGUCUGCCGCAACAGGUUGCCUCUGGUUGUUAGAACCCUUAUUGCUGAAACUUCGAGAAAAACUGCAAAAGAAUGAUCCAAAGUAUAGGGCCACGGCUUCUGGAAUAGCCCUGUCUGGAGCGUGUGUGGGCAGCUUGGUCUUUCCAAUCAUGAUCGAAGCUAUCCUGGACAAGUACGCACUUUCGGGAGAUUAGGGGGCAUCGUCAUGCAUGUUCUGCCUCCCGCUCUGCUGCUCAGUGCACCCCGUGGGUCAAAUAUCCG
Messenger RNA from Argiope bruennichi, 3768 nucleotides. RefSeq lists its product as uncharacterized. NCBI's taxonomy places the organism in Eukaryota, Metazoa, Arthropoda, Arachnida, Araneae, Araneidae. Gene Ontology annotation, molecular function: monocarboxylic acid transmembrane transporter activity. The record is from RefSeq and is a predicted model, not a curated record. The transcript has 14 exons. Gene Ontology annotation, biological process: transmembrane transport. Bases 177 to 3701 code for a protein of 1174 amino acids.